AAAAUGUGAUUAAAAAAGUAUUCUCUAAUCGGGGCCUUUAUUGUUGGGAAUUAUAUGCUGACCUGUGGACACUUAUUUAUCUGUAUUCUGUUGUAUCAUAUAAUGUUACAGAUAAUGGUGCAAACCUGAAUUAUACAUAUGUAGACAAAUACCAUGCUGCAGCAGAGGAAUGCGAAAGACAAGGCUCGUUUAUAAAAUGGUAUUCUGACAGUUUAUGUGAGACAACUGAUUUUCCAAUAUAUUGGACAAGUGGAACAAGAUAUACAGAAACCUUUCUUCUUAGAAAACCAUACAUUACAGAAAACCUUCAACCAGAAAAAUGUUUUCUUUUGACAAAAGAGAGAGAAACGAAAGAUGAAGAAAAAUGUCAUGACAAUAGAAAGUUAAAGCGAUUUUUUUGUAGAUUCGGGACAGAUGAGGAUAAAGGGGAUAUAAUUUCGAUUCCAGACCGUUCGAUGAACCCACAGAAAAGUGUUCAGUCUGACGAUUCGGGAAGCAUAGCAGCUGGAACUGUAACAUCAAUUGUAGUUGUUAUUGCCGUGAUUUCAGUUCUGGUUUUCAUAUAUCGGCGAAGAAAGAAACCAACCUCUCACGAAUCACAAAAUAACAGUCGUCUGCAAGAUACAGUUGGGUUGCCUAGUAACCACGAAAUAUCGAAGGCUCCAAUAUACCAUGAAAUCGACAAUGAAAACUUUGGUCCACGAAGUGGGAAGUUGAAUUGUUCUCGUGCAGUUAAUAACAUUACCUAUGAUCAGACUCCGAAUCCGAAAAUUGUGAAUCACAGCGCAAACAGUUCUAUUUUGACAAAUGUGAACUCCAUUGAGCAUCAAAGAAAAGUUGGUCAUACCGAAUAUGAUAUGCCAAAACUCAUAAAUGAAACCGGAAAUUCUUCUGACGGUGCAAAUUUAAGCAACUACUGUCUGGCAGAACCAAUUGCAACUAACACUGAAGAAGAAUUAGAUCCGUACGAUAUCAAUAAGGACUAUGAUCAUCUAAAUAACGUACAGAAGAAAGAAGACCAGAUCACAAAAGUAUACGACCACCUACCGACAGCAGUUACUGAUGACCCUACUUACGAUCACUCUAAUCUUAAGAGUGCUUUAGACAAUGAGGACUUUUAUGACCAUUUCAAGAAUGAGGGAGAUAAUGAUUGAUACAAAUGUAUUUCAUACCAGUAUGCCCCGAAACUAUAAACGUUUUGAAAUUAUAAAAAAAUGUACUAAUUUCUUGCCUACUAAUUUUAAAACUUGUAAAGAUAUCCUCAUAAAGUUUGUUUUCCAAA
This is a messenger RNA of Mytilus trossulus (common blue mussel), 1282 nucleotides long. RefSeq lists its product as uncharacterized. The record is from RefSeq and is a predicted model, not a curated record. The transcript has 5 exons. Lineage: Eukaryota; Metazoa; Mollusca; Bivalvia; Mytilida; Mytilidae. Bases 456 to 1154 code for a protein of 232 amino acids.